Gekko japonicus is the source of this 1432-nucleotide messenger RNA. RefSeq names its product DEP domain containing 1B (gene DEPDC1B). Gene Ontology annotation, biological process: positive regulation of Wnt signaling pathway; intracellular signal transduction. The record is from RefSeq and is a predicted model, not a curated record. Bases 9 to 1412 code for a protein of 467 amino acids. The transcript has 10 exons. Lineage: Eukaryota; Metazoa; Chordata; Lepidosauria; Squamata; Gekkonidae.
GGAGGCCGAUGGAGCCUCGACUGGUGGAGCCUGGGCCCUACCGAGCGACGCGGCUGUGGAAUGAGACUAUUGAACUCUUUCGAGGUGGCAUGCCGUUACGGAAGCAUCGCUGUCAUUUCAAAAGCUACGAGCGUUGCUUCACAGCAUCAGAGGCAGUAGACUGGUUGCACAGACUGCUGAGGCACAACCAGAAUUUUAGCCCAGAAGUAACUCGUGCUCAAACAGUUCAGCUCCUUAAAAAGUUCCUGAAGAAUCAUGUUAUUGAAGAUAUCAAAGGAAGAUGGGGCAAAGAGGAUUUUGAAGACAACAAUCAUUUAUACCGAUUUCCUCCUUUCUCGCCGUUGAAACCAUACCCAAAACGACCUCCAUUCCGAAAGGAAAUUAUUAAAUUUCCAAACUGGGAUGAUACUGAAAAAGAUACUUUCCAAGAACACAUACCAAUAAAGCAAAUCACAUUGAACUCUGAAAUGUGGUUCAAACGUCACAGUAUAGCAAUUGGAGAAGUACCAACAUGUAGAUUUGUACACCGUCGACUGUUAACAGAGGCAAAUAUAGAAGAGAUAUGGAAAUCCAUGACACUAUCUCACUUGCAAAAAAUUUUAGGCUUGGAUUCCCUAGAAGAUGUGCUGGACACCAAACUUGUGAACCCAAAGCAUAUAAUCCAGAAUGUGUAUCAUAUCAACAAGCAGGGAGUUGUCAUUUUAGAAGAUAAAUCAAAGGAGCUACCUCAUUGGGUGCUGUCGGCAAUGAAGUGUCUGGCAAAUUGGCCCAGGUGUCCAGAUCUGAAACAACCUACUUACUUAGGAUUUGAAAGAGAUGUAUUCAGGACUAUAGCUGAUUACUAUGGCCACAUGAAAGAGCCUCUUCUCACUUUCCAGCUUUUUGACAUCUUUGUCAGUGUGUUAGGUCUCCUCCAGAAAGAGUCAUUGGCCAUUGAAGCAUUGCAGGUUUGCUGUCUUCUUCUGCCACCAGAAAAUCGUCGUAAAGUGCAGCUGCUAAUAACUAUGAUGGCCAGGAUCAGUAUAAAUAAGGACCUCCCCCCUCUCUGUGAUACAGCUGGGACAAGAACACUGAUGGUUCAAACCUUUUCUCGUUCCAUUCUCUGUUCCAAAGAUGAAGUGGACUUGGAUGAACUACUGGCAGCUAAACUAGUAUCAUUCUUGAUGGACAAUUAUCAGAAAAUCUUAAAUAUCCCUUGUGCCCUGAAAGCUGCAAUAGAGGAACAUGUAACACAUCUUCGAAGGGUCCAGUUUCAGAAAUCCUAUCCUGAUGUAUACAAGGAGCGAUUUCCUACCCGUGAAAGUGAGGCAGUUCUGUUUCCUGAAAAAAGUAAACGGAAACCAAUGCUGUUGAUGUGGGCCUUUAAAAAACCUUUCCAGCCAUUUCAAAGAACAAGAAGCUUUCGGAUGUAGGACUUGAGUUGCAUCUCAGU